AAUCUGUUUUGGUUGAUCCUUUUGUCUAAUAAAUACAUCACCACCAUUGAUCCCCAAUCAACAACUUCUUCACUCAUCCCUCCAAAGUCCAAACUCUCUGCAACUCUGUUUCUCGUCACCCAAGCUCCCUCACCCCCAACAAAAUAAUGGAGACAGCACAAAGUUCAAACUCUCCGAAUUCAUCACCAUCAUCGUCCGUCUCCUCCGUUGCCCUGAUCGUAGGCGCAACAGGGAUGGUAGGACUGAGCCUGGCAGAGGCACUGAACAACCCUUCAACUGUCGGCGGGCCAUGGAAAGUCUACGGCGUUGCUCGCCGUCCAUUACCCACCUGGUUCCCGCCUUCCCUCCUCCACAAGUUCAUCACUCUCGACGCCCUGAAUCGAGAUGAAACGGUCGAGAAACUCUCCCCUGUUGCCCACGAAGUCACCCACGUCUUCUGGGUCGCUUUCCAGCUCCGUGAAAUCGAAGAGGUCAACAUCUCCCUCAACUCCACCAUGCUCUCGAAUGUCGUCGCCGCACUCAGCUCCGCUGGGUCGAAUUCCCGACUCAGACAUGUCACCUUGCAAACAGGGACGAAACAGUAUAUGGGUCCGAUAUACGACCCAGAGCACGGGUCGCGGCUGGUGAUGCACGAACCGCCUUUUCAAGAAGGGAUGCCCAGGCUGCCGUAUCCCAAUUUCUACUACGCGCUGGAAGAUCUCUUGGCGAGGGAUUUGCCGGAGGGAGUUACUUACUCUGUGCAUCGGUCGUCCAUUAUCAUGGGCGCCACGCCUAGAAGCAUCCACAAUGGGCUGCUGACGCUGGCGGUCUACGCCACCAUUUGCCGCUACAAAGGGCUCCCCUUCAGGUACCCAGGGAAUAAGUACACAUGGGAACAUUUUUGUGACAUGUCUGAUUCAAGGUUGCUAGCAGAGCAGCAGAUAUGGGCAGGGACGACGGAGGGAGCCAAGAACCAGGCGUUCAACUGCUCGAAUGGAGACUUCUUCACAUGGAAGGGGCUGUGGAAGGUAUUGUGCGAGCUGUUCGAUGUGGAUUUCGUGGAUUUGGAUGAUGCGGAGAAGUUUGAUGCGAUGGAGAUGAUGUCCGGGAUGGGAGAUGUGUGGGAUGAGAUUGUGGAGAAGCAGGGGCUGUACAAGACCAAGUUGGAGGAAGUGAAUUGCUUCGAUGCGAUGAAGGUGGUGACCAAUUUCAAAUUCCAGCAUGUUUGUAGCAUGAACAAGAGCCGUGAGUUUGGGUUUGUGGGCUUUUAUGAUACGUUCAAGAGCGUUCGUUACUGGGUUGGGAAAAUGAGGGAGAUGAAGAUCAUACCUUGAUUGGAGGCUCCAUGGCAGCGGCAUGCUCUGUUUCUUUAAAUUUUCUCUCCUCUUUUGUGUGUUGUGAUUCGUGUUCGUGUCCUCUUUUGUGUUUGUGAUUCUUGUUCGUGUGAUAUGGCAUAAUAACUUUGAUUCAGCAUGAAUCGAAAAGAACCCGCUUUGUUAGUAUUUGGGGUCAUUAACAUACAAGAACGUAAACUGUUUGGAAUGCACAUGUUAUAGUUGGUCGGAUAGAUUGUUAUUAGAAAAGCC
This is a messenger RNA of Linum tenue, 1565 nucleotides long. The record is from the annotation of a GenBank genome assembly. NCBI's taxonomy places the organism in Eukaryota, Viridiplantae, Streptophyta, Magnoliopsida, Malpighiales, Linaceae.